CAGGUUUCAGUUCUAGCGUCAUCAAUUCCAUGAAGCUUACACUCUCGGGAGAUCAUCUCAAUUCGACGUACGCGGAUGAAAGUGGGCGAGUCCUCUAUAAAGUUCAUACUACCAGCACAUUACCAGGAGGAUCAACGACCGUAACCAAGCUUCUUCCGGAUGACAUUCCGCGAAGGGAGGAUGAAAGCGGGAGCGGAUGCAGGGGAGAUAGGUUCGCACAUUUUGCUCGUGUUGAUUGGAAAAGCUAUCAUAUCUUCGCUCAUGGGGAGGAGAUAGCGACGAAGAAACUGUUCAGAAGGGAAGGGUGGAAGAGACAUCGUGUCUUUGUUGGAGAGGAUGGAAAGGAGUACAAGUGGGUUUUAGGGCCUCGGCACUCAGAGUUACAACUGAAUGACGGAUCUAGGACACAAGUUGCCAAGUUCCAUCAAAGAAACAUCUUGGGUAUCUUUGGCGAGAAGAAAUCGGCAGUCCUGGAAAUCUUUCCUGCAGGAGAAACCAUGAUAGACGCUAUCAUGCUGACUUUCGUUUACGUUGAAACGGCUCGAAGGCGUGAAAAAUAACAAAUUCAACACCCUUUCCUCUCCCAUUCCUGGAGCACAGCCGUCGUUAACCCAACUAUCACUCUCUUGGUGAAAGUAGUACUCCGACAAAUUCCGAAUGCGGGUUGAACGUUGAACUUUCCCUACUGGAUGACUUUCCGUCGCCAAAAAAUCCUAGAUUCAAAAUUUCCAGGUCUC
This is a messenger RNA of Marasmius oreades (fairy-ring Marasmius), 737 nucleotides long. RefSeq lists its product as uncharacterized. The transcript has 3 exons. NCBI's taxonomy places the organism in Eukaryota, Fungi, Basidiomycota, Agaricomycetes, Agaricales, Marasmiaceae. The record is from RefSeq and is a predicted model, not a curated record. Bases 30 to 560 code for a protein of 176 amino acids.